AUGAAGCCCUCCGCAGGGCUGGAGGAAGCCCGCCGGCCAGCCUCGGACAUCCGGGUGUUCGCCAGCAACUGCACCUUGCACGGGCUGGGGCACAUCUUCAGCCCUGGGAGCCCGACCCUGCACAGAGGGCUAUGGGCCACAGCCCUGCUCCUGUCGCUGGCGGCCUUCCUCUACCAGGUGGCUGAGCGAGUGCACUACUAUAGGGAGUUCCACCACGAGACUGCCCUGGAGAAGCGGGAGAGCCACCGGCUCACCUUCCCAGCCGUCACCCUGUGCAACAUCAACCCCCUGCGCCGCUCCCGCCUCACACCCAACGACCUGCACUGGGCCGGGCCUGCGCUCCUGGGCCUGGACCCGGCCGAGCAUGCUGCCUUCCUGCGUGCCCUGGGCCAGCCUCCUGCACCACCCGGCUUCAUGCCCAGCCCCACGUUUGACAUGGCACAGCUCUAUGCCCGCGCCGGCCAUUCCCUGGAGGACAUGCUUCUGGACUGCCGCUAUCGUGGCCAGCCAUGUGGGCCAGAGAACUUCACCAUGAUCUUCACCCGGAUGGGGCAGUGCUACACGUUCAACUCUGGUGCCCAGGGGGCAGAGCUGCUCACCACUCCCAAGGGCGGCGCUGGCAAUGGGUUGGAGAUCAUGCUGGACGUGCAGCAGGAGGAGUAUCUUCCAGUGUGGAAGGACGUGGAAGAGACCCCUUUUGAGGCCGGGAUCCGUGUGCACAUCCAUAGCCAGGAAGAGCCCCCUGCCAUCGACCAGCUGGGCUUUGGGGCACCCCCUGGUCACCAGACUUUUGUGUCUUGCCAGCAGCAGCGGCUGAGCUUCCUGCCACCGCCCUGGGGCGACUGCAGCUCGGUGUUUCUGGAUCCUGACUUAGACCCGGAGCCCUCUGACCCCCUGGGGCCCCCCACCCCAAGCCUGCCUUAUAGCCUAGUAGGGUGUCGCUUGACCUGCGAGACCCGCUACGUGGCUCGGAAGUGCGGUUGUCGCAUGAUGCACAUGCCGGGCAGCGCGCCCGUGUGCAGCCCCCAGCAGUACAAGGACUGCGCCAGCCCGGCCCUGGACGCCAUGCUGCGGAAGGACGCCUGCGCCUGCCCCAACCCGUGCGCAGCCACGCGCUACGCCAAGGAGCUCUCCAUGGUGCGGAUCCCCAGCCGCGCCGCCGCGCGCUACCUGGCCCGGAAAUACAACCGCAGCGAGGCCUACAUCGCGGAGAAUGUGCUAGUUCUGGACAUCUUCUUUGAGGCCCUUAACUACGAGAUGGUGGAGCAGAAGAAAGCCUAUGAAAUGUCAGAGCUGCUGGGCGACAUUGGGGGCCAGAUGGGGCUGUUCAUUGGGGCCAGCCUGCUCACCAUCCUGGAGAUCCUGGACUUCCUCUGUGAGGUGCUCCAUGACAGAGUCCUGGGCUAUGUCUGGAACCAAAGACGCUCCCAAAGGCAUUCCAGCACCAAUCAGUGUCAGGAAGGGCUGGACAGCUAUCAGGCCCAUGUUCCGCCCCUCAGCCUGAGCCACAGGCCUCCCACCAAGACUCUCUCUGCCUCCCAUCGCACCUGCUACCUUGUCACCCGGCUCUAGACCUGCUCUCUGGGACCUGGAUAUUCUGGACGUGUCCAAUCGACAAGUGUUUUUGA
Dipodomys spectabilis (banner-tailed kangaroo rat) is the source of this 1628-nucleotide messenger RNA. It is a transcript of the gene Asic3, whose product is annotated as acid sensing ion channel subunit 3. Gene Ontology annotation, biological process: sodium ion transmembrane transport. The record is from RefSeq and is a predicted model, not a curated record. The transcript is spliced from 11 exons. Gene Ontology annotation, cellular component: membrane. The coding region runs from base 1 to 1572 and encodes 523 amino acids. NCBI's taxonomy places the organism in Eukaryota, Metazoa, Chordata, Mammalia, Rodentia, Heteromyidae.